CGAUCGGGUGGAGAAGCUUGACGUAGGGUAGUUCGGUCAUUAUCGCUCUUUCUAUGUUUGUCCUCACCAUCAUCGUAUACGAGCGAUUGCCUCAAGGCGUGUCUGUUUUCGCAGCGCGGCGCUGGAAGCUCAAUUUGAGAGCGCCCAAGGCGUCCCCGAUGCAUCUUCAAACAGUGGCGUAGUGGAAAGAGUAGGUGCGAGUGUCAACGGGGGCUCGUCUCCUGCAGCGGUCGGGACAGCCUUCUUCACGGCAAAGUCAUCUUGUGCGGCGGCCAACCUUGUUUAAAAGGAAAACGUCGAAGAAGUGCUUUUUGGAGCGGUGAUUGUUGUUGUGGCGCCGUGUCAGCUGGCCGGGAAAUGAGCCCACACGUUGGCGAAGAUGGCUUGCCACCGAAAUCUGUUUUGGAGCCAAACAGUGUCGUCACAAAGGUUGAGAAGCCGUGGCCUUCAAAACCCGCAAGCAGGUUACUACGACGAUGGAACUGCUGGGGCCAACUUCCACGGCAUGGUCCCGACAGUGUCCACAGCUGGCUCGUUGCAGGCUGCUGCGCCAUGGCAUGCUUUUGUGCUCUGGCUGGGAGGCGUUCAUCCGGAUUUCUGCUCGUGGCUUUCCUGGACACGUUCCAAGUAAACAGGCGGGAGGCGUCAUGGCCCAUCAUGCUCCUCAGUGCCCUCCUCUGCCUGUCUGGGCUUGUUGGAGGGCCUCUGGCACACAGGUUCACAGCGCGACCAGUUCUGAUAGCGGGAUCAGCCCUGUCCAGCAUCGGCGCAAUGCUCAGUUUCUUCGCUACAAGCAUUGAUAUCGUAAAAAUAACAAUCGGAGUGAUUCAUGCAAUCGGAGCGGGCAUGGUGUUCGUCGUCUCUCCUACAAUCAUCAGUGAGCACUUCGUCAAGCACAAAGGCCUCGCCACAGGAGUGUAUUUUUUGGGCGCCACCAUGGCGGCCUUUGUUUUUCCGAAGUUUCUGGAGUACCUGUAUGAUAGGUACGGCCUGCACGGCACUCUUUUGAUCUUUGGAGCAGUGCUCAUGAAUGGGCUUGCGUUCAGCCUGUUCCCUCGCACUCCCGAAUGGAGGAAGGCCGCUCCCCUGGAAGAGAAAAGGGGCAACACCGAGUUAUCGUCGUCGGAGGAGAAGGGCAGAUUGUGGCGUCAUGGACUGAGCAUCUUCAAGUCACCCAUCCUCUACCUCUUCAUGUACAGUUUCAUCGUGCAGAGCUUUGGUUACGAGUGCUACAUCGCGCUUUUCAUUGACUUUGCCGUGGAUCGAGGAGCUACCCUUUCCACUGCAGUGACAGUGUAUGCCGUGGGAGCGAUCGCUGAAGCCUUCGCCAGGCUCUCGCUUCCAGCAGCAGUUGACCGUGGACUACUCUCGAACAAGGCACUACUGGUGAUUGUAUUCGCAGGCCAAGGUUUAAUACUGCUUGCACUGCCGUUCUUGCACAGUCACGGACUCAUCUUCGCCGCUUCUGUGGGUACAGCCUGUACGAUUGGUGCUGGAAUGAUCGUGAUUCCCGUUACUGUAUCCGGCUAUUUUGGUGUGGAACGAAUGUCGAUGUCGUACGGCAUCAUCGUUGCUUCGGCUGGGUUGUUCUCAUUCGGAAAACCUACAGUCAUAGGCUACUUCCGGGAUAGAGAAGGCGCCUACGAUGUCCUCUUUCUCAUCUGUGGAUUGCUGACAGUGCUGGCUGCUCUUGCGUGGACUCUGUUUUUCUUGCUAGAAGCAAGGCGAAAUAGAAACAAAAUGACGAAAGAGUGCACACAUGCAGAGAACGGGGUGGAAAUCACACGCAUGUGAACCUCCAAUAACGUGAAACAGGCAGCGGCCGAUAAGGAACACUGAGCCGUAAUGCGAAGCAUGCGUCACAGAAACUUCAGGAAGUUGGAAAAAUUGGCAUGCUUAAGGAGCAUCAUGAGGGGGCGGUUGUGCGAUCUUGCUUGUUCUGCUUGCAAGCUUUGACAGCUUUCCGAUUAAAUUGUUUCUGCGCAACAA
Molecule: messenger RNA, 1989 nt
Organism: Rhipicephalus microplus (southern cattle tick)
Lineage: Eukaryota; Metazoa; Arthropoda; Arachnida; Ixodida; Ixodidae
Product: monocarboxylate transporter 11
Biological process (GO): transmembrane transport
Molecular function (GO): monocarboxylic acid transmembrane transporter activity
Source: RefSeq, a predicted model, not a curated record